CACAUGUGUCAGGAAUUUCUAAAUAAUAAUUUUUUCUUUAGAUCUUUUUACGCCGAAUUCUAAAAUGGGAGUAAUACUGCGGAACCUCCAAAAGCAGGUCCCCCUCCGCCGAGCCCGGCUGCGGAAGGAUGUGGAGACACUGCGGCACAUCCUGGGCAUCCAGAAGUUUGACUUGGGCAUCGUCUGCGUGGAUAACCACAGGAUCCAGCAAAUUAAUAACAUAUACAGAAAGAAAAAUGUGCCAACAGAUGUCCUCUCAUUUCCAUUCUACGAGGACCUGAGGCCUGGUAAGAUGCCCCUCCCCCUUCACAGGGACGAGCAGAACCUCGGGGACAUUUUCCUGGGGGUGGAGUAUGUGAUGAAGCAGUGUCAGGAGGAAUCUCUGGAUCUGCAUGGGACCCUCACUGCUGUCACGGCACAUGGGAUCUGUCACCUGUUAGGCUACAGACACGAGACAGAAGAAGAAUGGACAGAGAUGCUGCAGAGGGAGAACUACAUCCUCAGUGAGUACAACAGACUGACAGGGAGGAGCCUGGAGCCUCUGAUGAAGAGGUGCAGUCAGGACAGGUGACAGCACUCUGGUGCUUCAUUUUGUUUUCACUACCCUGCACCCAUGGACUUGAACCGCCUGGCAGUACACAUACAGUGGCAUGAUGGUGGAUGUCCUUUUCCAACACUGGAUUUGAGUGUUAUUAAAGUGUUUUCAACAUCAAA
Molecule: messenger RNA, 714 nt
Organism: Gymnodraco acuticeps
Lineage: Eukaryota; Metazoa; Chordata; Actinopteri; Perciformes; Bathydraconidae
Gene: ybey
Product: ybeY metalloendoribonuclease
Exons: 4
Coding region: 65-571 (168 amino acids)
Biological process (GO): rRNA processing
Molecular function (GO): metalloendopeptidase activity
Source: RefSeq, a predicted model, not a curated record